AACACUUUGCCUCUUGUGCAUGGUCAUGGUCAGUCACCACUCCAGCUCCCGUCGCCCGUCGGUACUCCUACCACUACUCCUCCUACUCCUACUCCUAGGCGGGCGAGUAUAGCAGUGUGAUGUGCCAUCCAUCCAUCCAUCCAUCGUUGAUCGUUGGCUGGGCUGGCAUAGUGAGUGAGUGAGUGGGUGGCGGUGGACUGGUGGUGACAGGUGAGCUGCAAACCUUGGACAUGAAUUGAGGGGCACCCAUCUUUUCCUGUCCAUGACUGUCCGAGUGAUGGAUGGAUGGCUGGAUUGAUUGAUUGAUCUGUGAUGCCUCACUAGCUCAGCUCCCCUCCGCUUUGUGGCAAAUCGCAUCAGCAACAGGGACCUCCUCUCCUCUCCUAUGGUGUGACUAUUUGUUGCGAUUUUUCUUCCACCUCCCCCUCUUUCUCUUUCCAUAUCCUCCUCCUGCUGGUUCCUCCUUCCUUGGUCCUCGUCUCACCAACACACACACAGAGUCAGAGAGAGGGAGAAUCAAAGAAGAAGAAGAAGAUGGAGAGGAGGAGGAAGGCAAUGUGGCUGUACCCGAAGGUGGUCGGCUUCAACCCUCCCGAGAGAUGGGGGCACUCCGCCUGCUUCUUCGAGGGAGUCAUUUACGUCUUCGGGGGAUGCUGCGGCGGCCUGCAUUUCAGCGACGUGCUCACCCUCAACCUGGACACAAUGGCGUGGAGCUCCCUGGCGACCAAGGGGCAGAGGCCCGGGACACGGGACAGCCACGGCGCCGCGCUCAUCGGCCACCGGAUGCUCGUCUUCGGCGGCACCAACGGCAACAAGAAGGUGAACGACCUUCACGUGCUGGACCUACGCACCAAGGAGUGGAGCAGGCCUCCCUGCAAGGGGACCCCGCCCUCGCCAAGGGAGAGCCACACCGUCACCACGGCGGCCGGCGGCGACAAGCUGGUGGUCUUCGGCGGGAGCGGGGAAGGGGAGGGGAACUACCUCAACGACGUGCACGUGCUGGACCUGCCCACCAUGACGUGGACGUCGCCACAGGUCACCGGCGAGGUCGUCCCCGCGCCCAGGGACAGCCACGGCGCCGUCACGGUCGGCAACAGGCUCUUCGUCUACGGAGGGGACUGCGGAGACCGCUACCACGGCGAGGUGGACGUGCUCGACAUGGACACCAUGGCAUGGUCAAGGUUUUCAGUAAAAGGAGCCUCACCUGGUGUCCGGGCAGGUCAUGCAGCCCUUGGCAUUGGAUCUAAGAUCUAUGUAAUUGGAGGAGUUGGUGAUAAGCAAUACUACAGUGAUGCAUGGAUUCUUGAUGUGGUUGAUCGGUCUUGGACUCAACUUGAGACGUGCGGGCAGCAACCCCAGGGCCGGUUUUCUCAUUCAGCAGUCAUCAUGAAUACUGAUAUUGCAAUCUAUGGAGGAUGCGGUGAAGAUGAACGGCCCCUGAAUGAGCUACUCGUUCUGCAAUUAGGCUCUGGGCAUCCAAAUGGCCGAUACAACAUCUCCAUGUGCAAGAUUUUGAGCAACCACUGGAGUCAGGAGAAGCGCAAGCUGUUGAGAGCACAACACCACAAGGAUGCAAGCCCAAGCAACCGGGAACUCGGUCAUAAACCUGGAGAAGCAGAAAUUGAGCAAAUUAGAAACCCUUUCCUCCGUGGUCUAGAAAAUGGGCAUGUGAAAAGAAGAAAAACUGGAGAUGCUGGUCCAAAUGAGAUGGAGUUGGAGCAGGAGGAGCACUCACUAUCGCUGUCCCAGCAUUCGUCCCCUUCCCAGUCCGAAAAAGAUCAGGAGCAGAAUGGAGCUCAGAUGAUUUCAGGCGGGUUAAUCUCAUCAGCAAUGCAACCGUUGGUUCGUCUUAACGCCAACGGUUCUCGAAGGACUAGCGGAGGCAUCAAGACUGACCAGUUUGUCCGCGGCAUUGCACCGCAGCAACGACACGAAAUGCAGUUCCUAACAGCUGAAGCUAAGCAGCAGCACAGGCCAUCCGGCCCACCUCUUAUUGGAGCUGAGGUUCAUGGGACGGUUGAUGGAGCUUUCGACUCGGGGUAUCUGGUCACAGCCGUCGUCAGUGGGCAGCUUUUCAGAGGCGUUCUGUUCGCUCCUGGACCCGGAGUAACAGCGCCAAGACCUGUAAUGCAGCAUCAGAUUCUCAAUAGCUCGGCGAUUCCUCCCCAGCACCAGCACGCCUUCCCGGUUCACGCCCGACCGCUGCCGCAGGCCACAGGCUUUGUACGGCCUGACUACAGUCACCAUGCUCGGCGUGGGUUCCCGGCCAGACUUGUCAAGUCCGAGCCGGAGAGGAGCGGCAGUGACCUUCACCAUGUUGUGCUCACGCUCGGAGGCCCAGGAGGGGGCAACUGACCCUAUUUCCGGAAACACUUCGAGCUCCUCCUCGCAUUCGUCUCUUGAAGUUGCUCUGUAAAAUAUAUAUUCUACUAGUUGAGGAAAAUAAGCCUUCAUGGUUUCA
Messenger RNA from Triticum urartu, 2461 nucleotides. RefSeq lists its product as uncharacterized. Gene Ontology annotation, molecular function: protein binding. The record is from RefSeq and is a predicted model, not a curated record. Lineage: Eukaryota; Viridiplantae; Streptophyta; Magnoliopsida; Poales; Poaceae.